CUAGAACUAAUAUGGGGUGCAGCUUUAUCUCAGAAUUAAUGCAAAUGGAGUGUUCUGAUAUAAAAGAUACAGUUUUAUAUGAAGUACUGAAACCUAUACAACAUAUAACGAUUCGUUGGAUGGCUGAUGGUAUUCUAGAAGAAAAUAAUGAUGAUUUUUUCAUAGUUCAUGAACCUUCAGUUGAUGACUGGUUUUCUGACGAGAUUAUUUUUAGCAAAACAAAUAAACUUGAUUUUCUCGGAAAAACAAAGCUAGACGACAUUUAUAAUAUAGGUAGGCAUAUACGCUUGUUAUUGAAACAUAAGGUAUCUAAACGAUUUAAUGACAAAAUUACAUUAUUACGGGAUCACAUACAACGUACAUUAAUUGAUCAAAAAGAAUCAUUAUUACUCAAAUUGUCCGAAGAUUUAACUUCAAUUCAAGCUCAAACUUCAAUAUUGCUUUUGGAAAUGUUUGUAAAUGAAUUUAAUUUGUUUAUGUACUUCGAAGGCCUCAAGAAUUAUAUGCUAUUCGGUAGAGGAGACUUUUAUGCUUAUGUGGUUUAUAAAUUAGAUGCUUUUUUUGAAAAACAUGCAAUUCACAAUUACCAAUUAAAAGGUAUAGUUGAAGAUGCAUACGAAUUAACAUCAGCCGCAAAUGAUAGCAUAAAAAUAUUCGAUUGCUUAAAGUACAAGACUGUUUUAGGAGGUUCAAUAUUAGAUUGGCAUAGUCUAAAGUUUGAAUAUAUUAUCCAUGAACCUUUAACUAAAUUAUUUAGUCCAUGCAUAAACAUUUACGGUGAUAUUUUUGAGUUUCUUUGGCGGCUUAAAGAAAUUGAUUAUACUAUCGUAAAAUUUUGGUAUAAAUUUACACUUUUUACCAAAAAAAUUCAUAUUGGUUCUAAAUUGAAGCCAGUUUUGAGAAAUGUAAAUGCACUUUUAUUUAACAUGAUAAACUGUAUUCAUGAAAUUCAAAACUUCACAUUCGAAAUUAUUAAUGAAAAAUGGAAAAUAUUUCAAAAAAUAAUAAAAAAUGCUGAUUCAGUAGAAACUAUUAUGGAAGAACAUAAAAUAUUUUUAAAUACGUUGAUUAAAUUUUUGCUUGAUGCUUCAUUAAAAAAUUACGUUGAGUCAUUUCAAAGGAAUGUUAAAAGAAUGGUUGUUAUUCAAAAUUUUACUACACUGUUUGAUAAUAAUGGAAUAAAUAGUCAGUAUGAUAGCUUUGUGGAGAAAUUCCUGAGAGUUCAAAAAAAUUAUAAGGUGGAUCUUGAUUCUUUUUUACUGAAGCUAAUUAAUAACGAAGAACAAUUUUUAGGUACUCUAGCUAUGAGAAUCGAUUUCAAUGAUUAUUAUCUUUCUAAUACAACCUGUGUGUACAGAGCUGCACCAUGUAUUAUAGUUAGUUGA
Messenger RNA from Daktulosphaira vitifoliae (grape phylloxera), 1385 nucleotides. RefSeq names its product gamma-tubulin complex component 3 homolog. Gene Ontology annotation, biological process: microtubule nucleation; spindle assembly; cytoplasmic microtubule organization. The record is from RefSeq and is a predicted model, not a curated record. Bases 12 to 1385 code for a protein of 457 amino acids. Lineage: Eukaryota; Metazoa; Arthropoda; Insecta; Hemiptera; Phylloxeridae. The transcript has a single exon. Gene Ontology annotation, molecular function: microtubule minus-end binding; gamma-tubulin binding. Gene Ontology annotation, cellular component: spindle pole; centrosome; equatorial microtubule organizing center.